This is a messenger RNA of Oncorhynchus gorbuscha (pink salmon), 4870 nucleotides long. RefSeq names its product E3 ubiquitin-protein ligase RNF19B-like. The record is from RefSeq and is a predicted model, not a curated record. Gene Ontology annotation, cellular component: cytoplasm; ubiquitin ligase complex. The transcript has 11 exons. Gene Ontology annotation, molecular function: ubiquitin conjugating enzyme binding; ubiquitin protein ligase activity; zinc ion binding. The coding region runs from base 1169 to 3322 and encodes 717 amino acids. NCBI's taxonomy places the organism in Eukaryota, Metazoa, Chordata, Actinopteri, Salmoniformes, Salmonidae. Gene Ontology annotation, biological process: ubiquitin-dependent protein catabolic process; protein polyubiquitination; positive regulation of proteasomal ubiquitin-dependent protein catabolic process.
CUGGGGCUUUCCUCCAUGAGAAGGCAAAGGAGGCUGCGGAGAUUCUUCUGUUGCUCUCCUAAAACGGGACAGGGCGCGAGCUGCAUUUCAUAAUCUAUACAUACUCUAUUUGAUAUUUUAGGAACAGUGUAUCAGGCCCCGUAUAGGAGGUUGAGAUGAAAUAGCCUAGACAACGAAUAUUCAACACUCCCAAAGCAAGCGAUCACAGCCAAUCGCCAUUGACGAAUGAACAUUCACAGCGGAUCCCAGAAAACGGUCUCGUACCAACCCUUCAGAGAAUUUGGCAAUACGUCCAACCGUCCUCACAAACGCAGACCACGUGCGCAGACCAGCCCAGGACCUCCACAUACGGCUUCUACACCUGCGGGAUUGUCUGAGACCAGCCACCCAGUGUUUCUACGGUUGAUUGAGAGUGUAAGAGACACAGAGAAGGGAAGAGGAGAAGAACAAGAGAGAAUAAAGGACGAGAGAAGAACAUCUGACUGGAGCAACCACCAAGAAGGAUUUAAGAACAUUUGAAUAACCUCCAAGACGUUGUUCUUUAAAUUCUAGAACGGUCCUAUCAUGUUUUUUUUCCCUCCUCGUUUGAAUUGAGAAACAUUUACUGAGAAGGGACAUUGACGACGUUUCUUGUUGUAGUCAUUCUCCUCUUUGUGGUUUACAGUAACAGUUUACUGUCAGUUUGGACCCCCAUGUUUGUUUCGAUGAAAGCACACCUGUUACUUUUCUCACAUUCUUGAUUUGGAGCAACUGAGUGUGAGAGGUGUGAACGCCAGUGGGAGGAAGGGGACUUUGUUUCUUUCACUUUUGUCUUCUCGUUUAUAGUUCCAUUUGUGUGUUCCAUUGUUUCUUGUCAGAGGAAGGGGAAAAGGGGUUUCCAACUGGGUAUCAGUGACAUUCCAUUCUGGUUUCACCCAAGGACAAGUACCCUUGUGUGUGUGUGUGUGUGUGUGUGUGUGUGUGUGUGUGUGUGUGUGUGUGUGUGUGUGUGUGUGUGUGUGUGUGUGUGUGUGUGUGUGUGUGUGUGUGUGUGUGUGUGUGUGUGUGUGUGUGUGUGUGUGUGUGUGUGUGUGUGUGUGUGUGUGUGAGGAAAGCUUCAUCACAGUAAUAUAAGACUAUAAUAAGAGCGGAAAAGGAAAGAAGCUUCCGUGUGUCACUUUCUGGGAAAAUGGGAUCGGAAAGGGACUCGGAAUCCCCCCACUCCUCGGUGAGCGGCAUUCCCAACCCCAAAUGCCGGGCACCAGGAAAACGCCAAGGACGCAUCUCCUUCCACAGCCUUUUCCACAGCAAACGGGGUUCCCGGAGCGCCAAUGCAGGGGCGACCACACAUUUAUCCCAGCUCCACAACCAAAACCAUCAACAACAGCAACUCACCCCCCUUCCCCCACCACCACCACCACGGACGCCCCCAGGACCCAGCCACCUCCCCCACCUCCCCCCAGCAGAGCCCCUCUCUUCCAGUCGGCUCUCCCUGGGUCUGCCCCAGUCCUCCAGCGCCUCUCCUCCAGCAGACUUCCUGGAGUGCCCCUUGUGCCUGGUGCCCCAGCCCCCCGAACAGCUCCCUGAGCUGCUGGGCUGCAGCCACCGCUCCUGCCUGUGCUGCCUGCGCCAGUACCUGCGCAUCGAGAUCACCGAGAGCCGCGUCCACCUUAGCUGCCCCGAGUGCUCGGAGCGCCUGGCGCCUCAUCAGGUGGCGGACAUUUUGGACGACGUAGGUCUGCUGGGGAAGUAUGAGGAGUUCCUGCUGCGACGCUGCCUGGCCUCCGACCCAGACUGCCGCUGGUGUCCCGCGCCCGACUGCGGGUUCGCCGUGAUCGCUUCGGGCUGUGCCAGCUGCCCCCGGCUGGUGUGUUGUAGAGAGGGCUGCUUGGCUGAGUUCUGUUACCACUGCAAGCAGGCGUGGCACCCCAACCAGACCUGUGACUCGGCCCGCCAGCAGAGGGCACUCUCCUUGCACAUGCACAGCAACCACUCACCCAGCUACACGCAGGAGCACGGGCACGCUGACGACAUCAAGCCCUGCCCACGAUGUGGCGCCUACAUAAUCAAGAUGAACGACGGCAGCUGUAACCACAUGACCUGUGCCGUGUGCGGCUGUGAGUUCUGCUGGCUCUGCAUGAAGGAGAUCUCCGACCUGCACUACCUCAGUCCAUCAGGGUGUACGUUCUGGGGAAAGAAGCCGUGGACUCGUAAGAAGAAGAUCCUGUGGCAGCUGGGCACUCUGAUCGGAGCCCCGGUGGGCAUCACCCUCAUCGCUGGUAUCGCUGUGCCUGCCAUGGUUAUUGGCAUCCCCGUCUAUGUGGGGCGCAAGAUUCACGCCCAUUAUGCGGGGAAGAAGACCAAUUGCCACAGGAGGAACCUGGCCAUCACGGGAGGAGUGGCCCUGUCAAUCAUCACAGCUCCUGUGAUGGCGGCCGUCAGUGUGGGUAUUGGCGUGCCCAUCAUGUUGGCGUACGUCUAUGGCGUCGUGCCCAUCUCUCUGUGCCGCGGAGGAGGCUGUGGCGUCAGCCGAGGGAAGGGGCGUGGCAUGCGGAUAGACUUUGACGAGGACGACGGCCCAAUCACAGUGGCUGAUGCGUGGCGGGCCCUCAAGUCUCCCAGCCUGGUUGAGAGCAGCCUGGAGAGGGCAGCCAGCGGCCUUAGCACCACCUCCCCCAGUGAGGGCCUCUCUGUGGCUCCCGGGGUCCUGGGAGACAACCCCCACUUCAACACUCUGGCCGGGGGCGCCCUUGGAGCCAGGACUGGCAAAUACAACAGGUUGGAGCUCCAGGGAGGGGAGCUGGGGAAGGACAGUGCCCAGAGAGAGACAGGUAGUCUGGGAGCGGGUAGUGACUGCGCCAGCACCCGGGGCAUGGCCGGCUCCAUUAUCUCCUCAUACACACUCCCUGACAGGGACUGUAUUAACCUGGAAAUCCAGGUGGACAUCGAGACCAAACCCAGCCACCUCUGCCUGACCAGUGAGGAAGACCUAAACACGCCCCCUGCUGCUAUGGCAGCAUGCACCGGCUCAGGCGGGGAGGAGCCUCAGGACUGCAGCUCCAGAAGGGGCGGGGGUCUGUUUGGUUCAGCACUAGGCCUGUCACCAGGGGCAUCACUCAGGGAGGGGCUUCGCGAUGUCACUCUGGCCCAGCCCGAGAGCAUCCGUAGCGACCUGGAGAUGUCCGACACCCAAUCGGACGACAUCGACGAGCUGACGUCAGACGACUGUGACUCGCCUCAUCCCAAGAGCUGCCGGCCCCCUCAACCCCAGGCCACCUGCAGACCCCUUCACACCUCCGACAGACUGCACUGUCCCCCGGAUAAUGUCAUCCUCUAUGUUUAAGAGUCCAACUGAUGGAGAGCUCUCAGAGAUUCCACAACCCCCACGCAAAAUGUUUUUUUUUUUUAGCUUUCGGGUAAUUCUUUUGCUGCUUUUUUGUUAACAAAACGUCUUACCUGCAAACAACACCCAUCUACAUGUGUCUGUCUGUCCCUCUCUCAACAUCUCCAUCUCCUUGCAGAGAAUUGGCAGGGUUCUAGCUCUGAGAUUUCUCUGUUUACUUCUUGGUGCAAAAAUGCCUUGGCUACUUGAGAAAAGAAAAAAGCUAAACAAGAGGUACACAUUUUCCACAAAAAAUACUGCAAAAAAAAAAAAAGAGGAAACAAGGUAAAAGGUCACCAGGCACACUAACGAGUGAAGGAUUGUGGGGGAUGGGGUUUGUACUAUGGAAGAGGAUGUUUUUAGGGAUGUUUGAGUGUGGCAUUUGUUCUAGACUUUGUUGGCUUGAUUUCCUCCUUUUUUGUUGGAACUGAAUGAUAUUGAGUGAUUUAGAAGUACUUUUAUUUGCUGUGUGCAUGAGUCUCCAUAGAGUUUUCUAUGGCUGUGUAGGCCUUCAAGUGUAGUAUGAGUUUACAGUAGUUUGUUCAGAGACAUGACUUUAGAGGCGAUCUGCACUUGAAUCUCACCUGCACAGAGAAGAACAAUGUAGGGGUUACACAAGAGUCAAUGUCGUGGAAGAUAGACAAGUACUUAAUGACUGACUGCCCGCCUUACAGACAGUGAUUACGCUCACUGACGAACACACUGGCUUUCUGACAUGCUGGCUGCCUGACCCACUCUAGUUAUGCGUGUGCGUUCUACACGAAGACUAUAAAGACAAAGACCUAAUAUACAUUUUCAGUAGAAAACCAUAGUAGAAGGAAUGGAUGGACUUCUUGUGAUUGUAUUUGUUUGUCCCACUAUCGAGUGAAUGUAUGAAUGAGCACUUGUGCACUUUAUCUAAAUAUUCAUUUUUGGUUGUUGUUGCUAUUUGUUGUCAUCAGUUACUGUCUUGAGUUUUCUUCCAUACAUACUUGUAAAAUCAUAGCCAAAUGUUGAUUAGAAACCUUUUUAUUUCUUCUAGAAUAAUAACCCAUUUUUAUUUCUUCUAGAAUAAUUUACUAGAGCUUGUUUUUGCUGUUCACCGACCACGUGUUUCAGUUGUUUAAGAUUUACCAUAGACAUCAUGAAAUCUCUAUAUGGGAACAUUGUUUCAUUUCAAAUCAGUUUUAUGCGGUCGGAUCAUACUAUUGAGCAGUGCUUGGUAUGGUCGGUUGAUGUUAUUCAGUUGUCGCUUAUUUCUGCCUAUGAGAAACCACAUGAAUGUACCACGGAUUGAAACAGAAACGUCCUAAAUAUGACAGGAUGAUUUACCCUUAAGGGACACAUAUACAGUACAUGUGGGUAAAAGAGUUAUAAAUAUAUGAGUAGCGAUAUGAAAGUGUUGUAUAUAAAUGUGUAGUAUCUCAUGGCACUGUUUUGGAAGCCCCUUUAUGGGGCCAAACACACAGGACUGUGAGAGAGGUUGUGGACUUUGAUUUGGAAAAUAAACACAUUUUUCUGUUGCAACAA